CUGGCAUUGACUCACUUCGAACUCCAACCUUCACGAUGCCUCACAGCCAAAGAUGCCUGCGCGCACCACUACCACUCCGCCUUGAACAAUUUCGCAUGUCAAUAUUUGCAUUGCGACGUACAGAAAGAACUACGUUAUGUCAGUAAGGGGACGAGGAGGCCGCGGGCGCGGACGUCCCAAGACACAGUUGUGGCACUUCGAUACGGCCUACCGCCCCGGUUCCGACGUCUGGGAAGCCAACUACCGCAUCAAGAGCGCCCCGCCGACCGUCACCCGUGGCCCGCGCCGCGCAUGUCCCAUCGAGGGUGCCGAGACGAGCAUCCUCCGCCGCACCCAGACCCGCGACGGGAUCCCGCAGAUUAUAUAUACAGUCGAGAUCCGGCAACUCGUGCAGGCGCACGAUGGCACCUACGACGUCCAUAGCGUCUCCACCGAGGAUGUAGAUCUGUCGCGCAUCGACCACUACGCUAGCAAGUGGGAGCAGCAGCGCUUCGAGAACGCCGAGUUCAAGGCUGCUCGCAAUGCUGCUGAAGUCGCGCGGCGGGCUGGGAUAGAGGCGCAGGAGAAGAAGUAUUUGGCUGUCAACUUCCGCAACUCACGCGCCCCCAGCAGGAUGGAUGGGGCUGCCAGUACAGCUACCCUGUCGCACGCCGCUGGAAGGGGACGUGGGCGAAGGCGAGGCUAUGGGCUAGGGCGAGGCAGAGAAUCCGUCCAUGGCCAUCGCAGCGGGAGAGGCGACCAUGUCAAUCUUGUAGACCACACCCCUGACGCGUUUAACGAAGCCGCCAUCCUAGACUCGCAGGAGGACGACGAUGCGGAUGCCGUGAGUCUCAAGCCCCCUCCAGGCCUCCACCAUGAAGCCCCAUCCAACCGUGCCUCCAACGAGAGCGACGGAGACGUCCCCCCACUAUCGCCCAGUCUCAUGCGCUCGUCGUUUAUCGCCAACAGCGCCCUCGUCGCCUCCCCAACAAUACCCCGCAUACAUCCCGAAGUCUUGGACAUCGACGACAACACGUCCUCCAUGUCGAGCGCCGCACAGCAGCUCAUGUCGGAGAGGCAAGUGAGAAAGCGAUUGAGCUCGGAUGAGAAUGUGGAUGAACUUCAGGUUGCCGAUGGUGCCGCCUGGCACCACAGCAAACGACGCCGAACUGAAAGCGUUUCAUUGUCCCCAAAGCCCGGCCGCCCAAAGAAUUCGCUCGCUGAACAGCCCCAUUCUUCGUUAGAGGACGAGUCGAUAUCAGAGAGCUCUUCCGAAGACCGCAGGAAUGACCACAUUGGCGAUAUCACACCCCAAGGCCACGGCCAUGACCAAGAACAAAAUGAGAAGGAACACGAGGGCGAGGACCUGGAAAUCUUCACUGUCGAGAAUAUUGUCUCCCACACCUACCAGAACGACAAGAAGGUAUACCUUGUGAAGUGGGAAGGCGUCGACAAAGCCGAGGACUGGCUAACCGAGGAAGAACUGGAGGGUGCGGCUGAUAUGUUGGCGGAAUAUAAAGCUAGGAUCGAGAGGCCUGUGUUUCGGAAGAAUAAGGGGGUUGUGAAGUAAGGGUGGGGCAGGUUUAGUUUGCGUGCGUUAGCGGCUGCGUACAGGAUGGACUUGGUGAUGACUAAAGACUUUCUACCAUCUUGGCAAGAUAGGGAUUGGCUCUAGGCUUUGCGACACCUGGAUGAUGAAAACCGUGGCAGCUUGGGGCUA
Molecule: messenger RNA, 1699 nt
Organism: Lindgomyces ingoldianus
Lineage: Eukaryota; Fungi; Ascomycota; Dothideomycetes; Pleosporales; Lindgomycetaceae
Exons: 2
Coding region: 137-1549 (470 amino acids)
Source: RefSeq, a predicted model, not a curated record